AUGGCAUCAAUUGCACGAACAUUACGGCCAGCGGCCUCGAGGCUAGCUGUCGCAGCGAGAGGAAACACAGCUUCAUCGAUACGCUCUCCAUUUGGCGUGCGCGCCUUUUCUGCUACGAGAGCUGCAUAUGUUAAGAAAUACACAAAGGACCACGAAUGGGUCGAGCUCUCCGACGACAAGAAGACUGCGACUAUUGGUAUUUCAGAAUACGCUGCGCAUGCGCUUGGCGACGUUGUAUAUGUUGAGCUUCCAACAACGCCAAUGGAGGUCAAAGCCGGCGAUUCGAUCGGAGCGGUGGAGUCUGUGAAGUCGGCUUCGGAUAUCAACUCUCCCAUCUCAUGUACAAUCACAUCUGUCAACUCUCUCCUGGAAGAGAAGCCUGCUACAAUCAACAAAGGUCCGGAGGAUGAUUCGUCUGCUGGUGGAUGGGUUGCGAAGGUGGAGGUUGCCGAGGAGGGAGUCAGCGAUCUGGAUGGUCUGAUGGAUGGGGAGGCUUAUAAGAAGUUCACAGAGGAAGAGUAA
Molecule: messenger RNA, 522 nt
Organism: Glarea lozoyensis ATCC 20868
Lineage: Eukaryota; Fungi; Ascomycota; Leotiomycetes; Helotiales; Helotiaceae
Product: Single hybrid motif
Exons: 2
Coding region: 1-522 (173 amino acids)
Biological process (GO): protein lipoylation; glycine decarboxylation via glycine cleavage system
Cellular component (GO): glycine cleavage complex; mitochondrion; cytoplasm
Source: RefSeq, a predicted model, not a curated record